AAAUCCUGGCGGAUUAUGCACAGAGAGAGGAGGGGGCAGCAAGGGACUGGAAGCGUUCCCUUGUAGCUUCUAAAGUUUACUUGCAGCUGCUGGAAAGAUCAGCUUUUGUUGUCCAUCCUGACAUGUGAGAAGCUCUGUUGGCGAGAGGACUGUGCUGCACCCCGAACAUCACACCGUGUCACCGGCGGGUUGUGAGAGCUCUUCAUGGCUUCAGCAUUCGAUUACGUAGAACCAAAGGUCGGCGACUUGAUUGAAAUAUUCAGACUGGGUUACCAGCACUGGGCGCUGUACGUGGGGAACGGUUACGUCAUUCACCUGGCCCCCCCGAGUGAGGUGUGCGAUGCUGGGGCAAGCAGCAUCAUGUCUGUGUUCGCGGAGAAGGCCUAUGUGAAGAAGGAGAGCCUGCACAGAGUGGCGGGUGCCAACCGCUACCAGGUGAACAACAAGCUGGACAGGAAGUACCGUCCCAGGCCGGCCCACAUCAUCGUGAAGGAGGCGGAGGGGCAGCUGGGGCAGGAGAUGGACUACAGUCUCUUCUCCGCCAACUGUGAGCACUUCGUCACCGACCUUCGUUACGGUGUGUCCAAGUCAUGUCAGGUGGACGAUGUGGUGACCGGCGUCGGGGUGGGAAUCGGGGUCAGUGUCCUGGGCCUCACGGCGAUGCUGUGCUACCAGCUCAUGAAACCGCAGCAGAGACACAAGAAGUGAAGGAGCAGCUCGCGGAGGGUGCGGAGGGUGCGGGAGGGGGUGGGUCACAGCCGGGGACCACUCCCUACUGCCCCACUGUGGCGCUGAGUGACAGAGACUGCUCCUCGCUAUUCAAACCCUCUCUGUCUCUCUCACUCGCCUACCCCCUCCCUUCCCAACCCACCACACUCCUCUCACAGUCACACUACACGGACACAGGCCCUUCGGCCCACUCUACCCCUGCUGACCAUUUCCACUGAUCCCAUUUUGUUCUCUCCACAUUCCCGUUGCAAGCACACUGCUCCCCGGAAGUGACGUCACGGGUAGACCGGGUGGUGAAGGAGGCAUUUGGUCCGCUGGCCUUCAUCCGCCGGGGCAGUCCUGGGAUGGAGUGUCCCCAGGAGGUCUGGGACGGGCCAGGGUUGUUUUCCUUGGGAUGGUGGGGGCUUUGGAGGGAGAACCUGGGGAGGGAGUUGAUGGGAAUCAGGGGAGGAUAAAACGGGUGGUGGAUAUCCCAUCACUCCACCACUUACUCAGGAUGCCAAUGACUGAGGCUCUCGGGGUGUUCUCUCUGCUCAGCCCCCACCCCUCUGCCGGGUAUGAGAGCGAUGCUCGAUCGGCACCCCAUCUACCUCCCCCCCCCAAACACUCCUUCCUUCCAACAUCGGUGCCAUCUACACAUGGCACUUGCCUGGGCUACUCCGACAGCACCUCCCAAACCCACCACCUCUCCCCCCCCCCCAACCCCCUCAAGGGGAACAAGGGCAGUGGAAGCGGGGGAACACCACCACCCGCAGGUUCCCCUCCACCGUCCCGACUUGGAAACAUAUCGCCGUUCCUUCACCCUCACUGGGUCUGAACCCUGGAACUCCCUCCCCAACAGCACCCGUGGGAGCCCCUUCCCCAGCAGGAUUGCAACGGUUCAAGGGGGCAGGUCACCCCCACCUUCUCACGGGGUAACUAGGGAGGGGCAAUAAAUCAUGACGUUGGAAGUGGCACUCAUAUUUAAGUUUGUAUAUUUCUAUAUCUGUGUAAAAAAAUAAAUGUAUCCAUUUUACUGACAAAUAUACAAUAAGAUACA
This is a messenger RNA of Pristis pectinata (smalltooth sawfish), 1768 nucleotides long. RefSeq names its product phospholipase A and acyltransferase 3-like. The coding region runs from base 205 to 708 and encodes 167 amino acids. Gene Ontology annotation, cellular component: cytoplasm. Gene Ontology annotation, molecular function: A2-type glycerophospholipase activity; glycerophospholipid phospholipase A1 activity. The transcript has 5 exons. NCBI's taxonomy places the organism in Eukaryota, Metazoa, Chordata, Chondrichthyes, Rhinopristiformes, Pristidae. Gene Ontology annotation, biological process: N-acylphosphatidylethanolamine metabolic process. The record is from RefSeq and is a predicted model, not a curated record.